Penicillium subrubescens is the source of this 1092-nucleotide messenger RNA. Its product is annotated as D-arabinitol 2-dehydrogenase. The record is from RefSeq and is a predicted model, not a curated record. Gene Ontology annotation, molecular function: oxidoreductase activity, acting on the CH-OH group of donors, NAD or NADP as acceptor. The transcript has a single exon. NCBI's taxonomy places the organism in Eukaryota, Fungi, Ascomycota, Eurotiomycetes, Eurotiales, Aspergillaceae. Bases 1 to 1092 code for a protein of 363 amino acids.
AUGUCUCUAGCUCGUCACGUCCUCCGCUCCUGCCGCGCAGGGCCCAACACCCUGCCAACAGUCACCCGCAUCCAACCCAUCAACCACUUCUCCACCACCCGACCCAACCGCCUCCAAACCACCGACAAAAAGAACCGCAUUCCCGAAAAAGAAGUCCCAGUCACAGACUACGAUGCCGGCCACAGCUCCGCCCACAAACACACCGUCCACGUCUUCCAAGACGGCGCAACCCCCCACACCAACAUUCCCCAGACCUGGCAAGAACAGGAAUCCGUCCACCCGCUCACCCGCGACGUCUACGAAAAAUUGCCCCACACAAUGCGCAACAUGACCAUGUUCGGCAAAACAGUCAUCAUCACCGGCGGUGCCCGCGGUCUGGGAAACCACAUGGCCCGCGCCUGUGCCGAAGCCGGCGCAAAGAACAUUGUCAUCUUCGACGCGAACCAGGAACUCGGAGACGAGGCUGCCGCCGAGCUGCACGAUAAGACAGGUCUACCUAUCUCCUUCUACCGGGUUGACGUGCGCGAUGCCGCAGCUAUCACCGCCUCGGUCGAAGCUUGCGUGGAAAAAUAUGGUGUGCCCGAUGUCCUGAUUAACUCAGCCGGUAUCGCGGACUCGAACAUCAAAGCCGAGACCUACGACGUGGCCAUGUUCCGCCGUCUCAUCGACAUCAACCUCACAGGAUCAUUCCUCAUGUCGCAGGCCGUUGGUCGCGCAAUGAUCGCAGCCCGUAAGCCCGGCAGUAUCAUUUUGGUUGCUUCCAUGUCUGGAUUGGUAGUGAACUACCCCCAGGAACAGAGUUGCUAUAACGCGUCCAAGGCUGGUGUGAUUCAAUUGGGCAAGUCGCUGGCCGCGGAGUGGGCGAAGAAUGAUAUCCGGGUUAACACUAUUUCCCCGGGUUACAUGGACACAGCGCUGAACCGGGUUCCGGCUCUGGAGGCGCAGAAGAAGAUCUGGAAGUCGUUGACUCCGCAGAACCGGUUAGGCAAUGUGGAUGAUCUGAAUGGUCUUUGCGUUUUCCUUGCUUCGGAUGCGUCCAAGUUCAUGACGGGCGCAAACUGUGUGAUUGAUGGUGGUUAUACUUGCUAUUAA